UUUAGUGCUGGAGCAAGGAAGGGACAUCCUGUGCUGGGAUCUGAGGUUUGGUUGGAGCCGGCUUUCAGGAGUGAAGGGCUCAGGGAGCCACAGCAGCCCUCAUCGAUGCUAUGAGUUUGCCUGUUCUCUUGGCACACCGAGGGGUGCAGGGAUGCCCCCCCCCCACCAGCUGGGGACAGGGACUUGGCUGCCAGUGGGUUUGCAUCAGAGCCAUGUCCCACUGUGCUGGCCAGGCACCCUCCACCACAGCGCGUCCCCUGUCCCUGCUGCCUGGGGAGCUGUAAUUAAGAUCUAAUGCUCAUCUGCUGCUGCCCAGGGGACAAAGCUCCGUCUGGAAGGAGCAGGUCAGUGUUCAGACUUUCCCAUCGCACCACAAAGAGCUCACAAACAGAGGGAGCUGUUUCCAACCGCUCCGGUGCCUGGGAAAAUCGCCUGGUUUGACGCAGACGCCCCGUUUCCGCGUCCGCCCGGGCCUCUCGCCGCCCUGAAACGCGGGUGGGCUCCGCUGCUCCUGCACCCAGCAGCUUGGCAGGGGGCUGGUGGGCUCCGAACACCCCGGGUGAGACCGGGUGAGGGGGGGUGUGUUUCUACACCAGGACCCCCAGAGGAGGCCCGAGGGGGCUGCGGGAAGGAGGGAUGGAGGUGCAGGGCUGGCCGUCCCUGCUCGCCACAGCCACCACCGGCAAUGCCACGCGUGACUCACGGGCGGCCAACGUAACCCCAGCCCCGUAUGCCAGCUUGCCCCGUGUCCUUGAGUCACCCUCCCCAGCCUCGUGGCAGGUUGUCCCUGUGCGUCACCGGCCUGUGAGCCCCUUGGCUGUGACACUCGCCCCGGCACGUGGCAAGUGGCCAGCAGCACCCCGAGGACGCCGCCACCAGGGAACCCCAAAAAGCACCCGGCCAGGAGCGAUCUUCGGUGACCCCGGCGGCUCCAUCCUCUGCCCCAAGGUAUACACCGUAUGGAGGAAGCUGCUUGCUGCCACCGCAGCCGUCCCCUCCCCUGACGUCACCACGGCCGGGUGACACGGUGGCUUGCUGGGUGCAGCACCCAGGGGAGGCUCUGGCCGGAAAGGACCCCGAUUUCGGCAGCACCGUCACCCAGUGGCACCCCGGCUGGGAAUCCUCGCACCGAGACACCAGGCUGCCGGGUGAAGCGGGAUGAGCAUGCCGGCGGAGGAGCCGGGCAACCCGGCCCAUGCUAUCUUCGAGAAGUUCCUGCGUGCCGGGGAGUGCCGGGAGGUGCUGGGCUGCUUCGGGGAGCUGUGCCGGCAGCUGGGGCUGCAGGGCAGCGGGCUGCAGCUCUACCACGGCCUCAAAGCUGCCCUCAACUACUGGAGUGCCAAGGCCCUGUGGAGCAAGCUGGAUAAGAAAGCCGGGCACAAGGACUACGACCAGGGCACAGCCUGUGCCAGCACCAAGUGCCUGGUGGUGGGGGCCGGUCCCUGCGGGCUGCGGGCGGCCAUCGAGCUGGCGCUGCUGGGCGCCCGCGUGGUGCUGCUGGAGAAGCGGGACUCCUUCUCCCGCAACAACGUCCUGCACCUCUGGCCCUUCACCAUCCACGACCUGCGGGCGCUGGGCGCCAAGAAGUUUUACGGGCGUUUCUGCACCGGCACGCUGGACCACAUCAGUAUCCGGCAGCUCCAACUGAUCCUGCUGAAGGUGGCUUUGCUCCUGGGGGUGGAAGUGCACAUCAACGUGCAGUUCAAGGGCCUCGUCCCCCCCGCGGGCAAGGCAGCCGGACAGGGCGGCUGGCGGGCUGUGCUGCAGCCCGGCUCCUCUCCCCUCAGCCACUACGAGUUCGACGUCCUCAUCUCAGCCGGCGGCGGCAAAUUUGUCCCCGAAGGGUUCAAGCGGAAGGAGACGCGGGGGAAGCUGGCCAUCGGCAUCACCACCAACUUCAUCAACCGUCACAGCCGGGCCGAGGUGGAGGUGGCCGAGAUCAGCGGCGUGGCCCGAAUCUACAACCAGAAGUUCUUCCAAAACCUCUACAACAAAACAGGCAUCGACCUGGAAAACAUCGUCUACUACAAGGACGACACUCACUAUUUCGUCAUGACGGCCAAGAAGCAGAGCCUGCUCAAGAAGGGGGUCAUCCUGCAGGACAAAGCGGACAUCGAGAGCCUGCUGUCCCCGGAGAACGUGAACCGGGACGCCCUCCUCAGCUACGCCAAAGAAGCUGCCAAUUUCUCCACCAACUACCGCCUGCCCGAGCUGGAGUUUGCCCUCAACCACCGGGACCUGCCGGACGUCGACAUGUUCGACUUCACCUGCAUGACGCGCUCGGAGAACGCGGCGCUGGUGCGGGAGCACAACGGGGCCCGUCUGCUCCUCGGGCUGGUGGGCGACUGCUUGGUGGAGCCCUUUUGGCCGCUGGGCACCGGCGUGGCCAGGGGUUUCCUCGCCGCCUUCGACGCGGCGUGGAUGGUGCGGCGGUGGGCAGCCGGGACCCCCCCGCUGGAGGUGCUGGCCGAGAGGGAGAGCAUCUACCAGCACCUCUCGCAGACCUCCCCGGACAACACCCACAAGAACAUCAGCCAGUACAGCAUCGACCCGGCCACGCGCUACCCCAACAUCAACCUGCAGGCCAUCAAAGCCAAUCAGGUCCGGGACCUCUACCUCGUGGGUGUGGUGGAGGUGGACCACAAGAGGAAGAUCAGCAACCAACUCAGCACCGCGGUCUCCGGAGACGCCUACGAAGAGCUGCUGAGGUGGUGCCAGGCCAGCACGGCCGGGUUCCGCGGCGUGGAGGUGACCGACUUCACCAGCUCCUGGACCAGCGGCUUGGCCCUCUGCGCCCUCGUCCACCGCUUCCGCCCCGACCUGGUGGACCUGAACUCCAUGGACCUCCAGGAUCCCAUCCGGACCCACCAGAUGAUACUGGACGUGGCGGAGCAGGAGCUGGGCAUCCAGCCCGUCCUCUCCAGCGCCGAGAUGGCCACCAUGGCAGAGCCCGACCGCCUGGGGCUCAUCACCUACCUCAGCCAGUUUUAUGAAGCUUUCAAGACCUCUCCAGAGGCGGAGGAGGUCAGGAAGAAGCCGCUGUCUCCCCACGGCACGCGAGGGGCCAUCCUCUUCCUCAGCAAGCUGCAGAAGAGCCGGAACCUGACACACAAACGUGCCCAGGAUAGUGCCCAGAAGGAUGCUGAGGCCAAGAGGACCCGCAGGGACGCCGAGCUGGACACGGGGCUGGAUGGAGACACUCCGGACGGUGCCCACGAGCCGCCGCCAACGGCCACGACGGACCCAGGGCAGCCACCCGCCCGCGGGGAGAGCAGCGACGCCUGCUACUUCUGCAGCCGCCGCGUCUACAUCCUGGAGCGAGCCAGCGCCGAGGGACGCUUCUUCCACCGCGGCUGCUUCCAGUGCCGGCGCUGCGGGGCCACCCUGCGCCUGGGCGACUACGCCUUUGACGAGGAGGACGGUCAUUUUUACUGCUCGCUUCACUACCCCACUCCCCCCGGCAUGGACCUGCCCCAGGACGAGCCCCCGGCGCUGCCCCAUGGGGGUGCCACUGCUGGCCACCCACCCGUGGACGCUGGGAGCCCAUGUGUGUCCCCCCUGGAGGGGUCACCCGGUCCCCUGCAGCCCCCACUAGCAGCCCCACGGCCGGAGGGAGAGCCUGGGGUAGCGGAGGAUGCUGUGGAUGGUGGUGACAUGAAGGAAGAUGGUGACAUGGAGGAGCACGGUGACAUAGAAGAGCAUGGUGUCAUGGAGGAGCACACUGACAUGGAGGAGCAGGAGCUGCCUACACAGCCUGGAGGGGAUGCAGAGGAGGAGGAGGGUGCUGAACCAGAGCCCCGAGGGCUGGCAGAGGAGGGUGAGGAGAGCGGGGGCAGGAGGAAGAUCGUCCUUACGCCCCUGGAGAAGCUCAAGCUGUCCACGCUGAAUCUCACUGGUGAAGCGGAGCUCGAGCCACCGCCGAAGCCGGCUCGUCUGCGGCUCCAAGCGGCACCCGAGGUCCUCCCUGCCCUGUGGCAGAAACAAGGUGCCUGGGAGGAGGAGGAGGAGGAAACGGCCAUGGAGGAAGCUUUGGAGGAGAGUGACAGUGACGAAGAAGAGGAGGAGGAAGAGGAGGAAGGCGCAGACACCAGCAUCAUGGCAGAGCUGUGCCUGGACCUGGGGGAAGAGGAGAAAUACCCCACCUGGAAGCGCACGCUGACCCGCCGGGCCAGGGAAGCCCAGAUGAACCGGUUCUGCAAAGCCCAGACCAUCCAGAGGCGGCUGGAGGAGAUUGAGGUGACGUUCCGGGAGCUGGAGCAGCAGGGUAUCAAGCUGGAGAAGUUACUCCGGGAUGAGGACGGCACCCCGGCCGACCAGAAGACGCAGUGGAUGAACCAGCUGCUGUACCUGGUCCAGAAGAAGAACAGCCUGAUGUCCGAGGAGUCCGACCUCAUGAUCGCGGUGCAGGAGCUGAAGCUGGAGGAGCAGCAGUGGCAGCUGGACCACAGGCUCCGGUUCUACAUGAACAUGGAGGAAUCCCUGAAGACGCCCGAGGAUCGCGUGGCCGAGCAGGAGAUCCUGGCGCAGCUGGUGGAGGUGGUGAACAAGCGCAACGUCCUCAUCCACAUCCAGGAGGAGAAGCGGCUCAGCGAGCUGCAGGCCUGAGCCCCGCGGCCCCAGGACCCACCGGUUCCUCCCCGGGGCGGGGGGGGACAACGAGUGGUCCCCACCCCAGCAGAGCAUCACCCUGAGCUGCUUCUGAAGGUGGCGAUGCCUGAGCUGCCCGCAGGGAGCUGCGGCGGCGAAUCCAGGUCCCCGCUUGCCAAAGCCUGCCGUGGAGGGGCCGGACCCGCUGGUGGAUGCCCAUGUGGGGAGACACCGAGGAGUACCCCAGCUUUGGGGUGCAGAGAGGGCGUCCCCGCGCUUGCCUGGACUGCCUUUGCCUUGUGCUUGCUUGAAAACAAGAUUUGCAGGGGGCUACGGAACACGGGGACUGCGGCGGCUCUGCCCGCGGCUUGCUACAGGAGGAAGAAGCCCCCACAGGGGAGUGGGAUCUCCACCAGAUCUGGAGGUCCCACAGCCGUCACCCCUUCAAGGGGACGCUGCCCGGAGGCUUGGUCAGGGCAUCGAAAGCGUUUUGUCCAGCAGAGCCCUUUGUGCUGGAGCUGCGCCGCUGGCUGCCUCAGCACAGGCAGGAGAGAUGCUCCGUGGCUGCCCAGCCGCCACCGGGCAGCAAAGGGCUUCGCUCCCAACAGCAAGGACAUGACUGUGGCCACCACAGGCGGGUCACAGUGGAGAUGCCAAAUGUGGAGGGGCAAUGUCAGGAGUAGCCCCUGGAAGCCAACCCGGACGUCCUUCCCAGCUGGGAACAUCCAUCCUAACGCAGGACAUCAAUCCCAGCCCGGGACGUCCAUCCUAGCCUGGGACAUCCAUCCCAGCUGAGGACACCCGUCGUAACACAGGACAACCAUUGCAGCCCGGGACAUCCAUCCUAAUGCAGGACAUCCAUCCCAGCCUGGGACAUCCGUCUCUUCCGGGGACAUCCAUCCCAGCCAGGGACAUCUGGCUCUACGAGUCGGGUCAGUGACAGACAGACUGGGCUGAUCCCACCGCUCUCCAUCACUGCUUUUGGGUGCCACGUCCACGUUGUCCCCGGCCACUGCAGGGAGCCAGGGUCAGAACCCCCCUGCGAGGCCCCAGGGCCGGGGAAGGGGCUUUUUGACCAGCAGGUCCCCGUGGGGAUCGUGUCCAGGGCCGGUG
Messenger RNA from Chroicocephalus ridibundus (black-headed gull), 5700 nucleotides. It is a transcript of the gene MICAL1, whose product is annotated as microtubule associated monooxygenase, calponin and LIM domain containing 1. Bases 1159 to 4605 code for a protein of 1148 amino acids. The record is from RefSeq and is a predicted model, not a curated record. Lineage: Eukaryota; Metazoa; Chordata; Aves; Charadriiformes; Laridae. Gene Ontology annotation, molecular function: protein binding; FAD binding. The transcript has 26 exons.